Lithohypha guttulata is the source of this 780-nucleotide messenger RNA. RefSeq names its product Cytoplasmic glyoxalase II. The transcript has 3 exons. The coding region runs from base 1 to 780 and encodes 259 amino acids. NCBI's taxonomy places the organism in Eukaryota, Fungi, Ascomycota, Eurotiomycetes, Chaetothyriales, Trichomeriaceae. Gene Ontology annotation, molecular function: hydroxyacylglutathione hydrolase activity. The record is from RefSeq and is a predicted model, not a curated record.
AUGCAUAUCCAAUCAAUUCCUAUGUGGGUUGGGUCGUCCAACAACUACGCCUAUAUCGUGACCGAUGAAGACACUAAAGAGGGUAUCAUUAUAGACCCUGCAAACCCUGAAGAAGCAGGACCACCUCUAUCAGAAGCUAUAAAGUCCGGUGCACUUAGACUGAAAUCGAUCGUGAACACACAUCAUCAUUGGGACCACUCUGGAGGAAACUCAAAGAUUCUUUCGAAACUACCUGAGAAGGUUCCGAUUGUUGGUGGAAAGGACUGUCAAGCUGUCACAGAAACGCCGGCAGAUAGAUCGAAGUUCUCGAUUGGCAACAACAUCGAAGUGACGGCACUGUAUACACCAUGCCACACACAGGACAGCAUAUGCUGGUUCAUGGAGGACAAGAGCAAGAACGAAAGAGCCGUGUUUACAGGUGAUACUCUUUUCAUUGGAGGUUGCGGAAGAUUCUUUGAAGGCACCGCAAAUGAAAUGCAUGUAGCACUGAACAAGACUCUGGCAAGCUUGCCGGACGAUACAAAAGUCUUCCCGGGUCAUGAGUACACCAAGGCGAACGUCAAGUUUUUGGCGAAGGUAGCACCAGACGAUCCUGCCAUCCAGAAGUUACAGAAACUGGCGGAGGACAACAAGGAGACGCAGGGACUAAGCACAAUCGGAGAUGAAAAGAAGCACAAUUUAUUCAUGCGAGUGGAUAGUGAUGAGAUGCGCAAAGCGACUGGGAAAACCGAUCCUAACGAGGUUAUGGAUGAGUUAAGGACAAUGAAGAACAAUUCGUAG